Messenger RNA from Aspergillus affinis, 474 nucleotides. RefSeq names its product Homocysteine synthase. Gene Ontology annotation, molecular function: transferase activity, transferring alkyl or aryl (other than methyl) groups; pyridoxal phosphate binding. The record is from RefSeq and is a predicted model, not a curated record. Bases 1 to 474 code for a protein of 157 amino acids. Lineage: Eukaryota; Fungi; Ascomycota; Eurotiomycetes; Eurotiales; Aspergillaceae. Gene Ontology annotation, biological process: transsulfuration. The transcript is spliced from 4 exons.
AUGCCAUCCUCCAUCCAUCAAAUCAAUAGCCAAAUAGCGAAAGUCAAGAUGAGUAUCAUACAUGAAAUAGGAAUGGAUGAUAUGGACGAUGUCGGCACACGCUUUGUAAACUAUGAAAAUACUGUCAGAGCUAGUGCAAAAGAGAGUGAAGAAUUCUGGCCUACAUCUGGCAAAAUCAAUAUUGUCAUACUAGGUCAUCUCGAUAGCCAACUAGAGGGCUAUAUGCUUGCCCUUGAUGCGGCCCCUUAUUGGUCUAGAUUUCAUGACCCUGACUCGGCCACCAAUUCCCGGGCAGUGCCCGUCUAUGCGACUACGUCGUACCAGUUCAAUGAUUCGGCACAUGGGGCCGGGCUCUUCGACCUUAGAGAGUUCGGCAACAUCUACAGUCGAAUCAUAAAUCCGAGUCAUGACAGAAUCUGGGCCCGGUUUCCGAUUGACGCGGAGGUGCUCACUACCACUCUAUUCGGCCCCUAA